AGGGGUAAGUUCCUCCACAAGGAGGCCCAAGAGAUUCUUUACGGGGAGAAUAAAUUCGUCAUUCGGUCGCAUCAUAAGCAAGCAGGAGAUCUUGAUAUCUUGAAUCAUCUCUCCCUAGACGCAUUGAGUGCCAUGCGCUGCCUCAUGGUCCGCCUGAACAGCUGGCCGUGCAUUCGAGGGCAUAGUGAUGCCAACCUGGACGAAGACUGCAAUGAAUGCAAGAUCUGCUCAUUUCCAGUCCCAUUGAGUGACCCGGAGAUAUCGACUGCUAAUAGCGAUUUUAAAUCUAUUAUUCAAACGUGGACGACAAUUUGCCAGCGCCUGUCGACUGGGGUCUCUCCCGGGCGGCUUCACUUGGAAUUCAUCGCCGAUGUUCGUGAUCUACCAACGGCUAAAAGGUUGGCAGAGCCGCUAGGAUCCCUUCCACGCCUCCAAGGGUGCAUAGUCCGGUUCGGGAGAAAACCAAAUCACACGCUCUCUUCUCUUGCACGCUCCAUAGCUAGCAGGCUCACACACAAAACCGAAGAGGCAGCUACUUCUGGUCGGACAGGGAGAUCCGCCUUCAUAUAUAUACUGAAGCAUACAAAUAUCGGGCCCUGGGGUUCUUUUCUCCCCGAAUUGGAUGCUAUCCAUGUUAUGAAUAAGACGUUUGAUCAGCGAUACACCUUGGCGGGCAAAGGCUCCAUAAUCCCUGUGCGGCGUUGCUGUCAUUACUGUUCUUUUACCAAACUUCACUGCUCUUGCCCUCUCAACUAUGCGGCCUAUAGCCCUCAGUGCCAGUGCCGGGUGUUGCCCCUCGAGCUCUUCCUCGUCAGCCGCCAGAUGCGCCUCGAUGCUUCUGAAGUCUUCUAUGGGGCAAAUGUGUUCCGGUUCCGCGGUCCCUUAUACACAGCAAAUGCU
Molecule: messenger RNA, 900 nt
Organism: Clonostachys solani
Lineage: Eukaryota; Fungi; Ascomycota; Sordariomycetes; Hypocreales; Bionectriaceae
Source: the annotation of a GenBank genome assembly